Molecule: messenger RNA, 204 nt
Organism: Racocetra persica
Lineage: Eukaryota; Fungi; Glomeromycota; Glomeromycetes; Diversisporales; Gigasporaceae
Source: the annotation of a GenBank genome assembly
GUAAAUGAAAAUAACUUGACAAAACUGGAUAAUAAUAUUAAUAAGACUGGUGAUAAUGACGAGGUUGAUAUUAAUCCAAAUCGCGUGACAUAUAAAAAUCUGUCAAAUGAUACGAUUACUUUGAUUGAUGAAGAAGAUUGGAAUGCAGUAAAGUGGGAAGCAAAAAGAUCGCAGAAUUAUCAUAUUUCAAUGUUUUUCUCUUAA